GCCGGCGCCCGGCCGAGUCAAACACGUUACUGUACCAUUGAUUUGGGUGGCAGGAGGGCUCGAUGCGACCCACCAUGCCGACAUGACUCGUCGAUCGCUAGCUAGCUCAUGCUCGUCGUCGAAGGGUAUGGUGUGAGAGAUUCGGCAGAGCAAGUGGAGGAGUGUGGUAUUGAAACAGACCUCGGUCGCUAAGGUCAGCGGGUCGCGUCGAACGAAUCGAAGCUCGCGGUCGUUCGGAAUGGCUCUAUGUGCGUCACUUCCCGCAGCGGCAUGGCGGAGCAGAUCGGCGAGCGAGCGAGCUGAUUAGCGAGGGUGGGAAAUCGUGGGGUCGUAAGUCUUGGAAGACCGGGACGGAGACGACUCGCUUCGUCCUCCUCUCAUAAGUGUUCGAGGACAAAGAUGGAGGAUAGUAAAUUCGUGAAGUGGGUUGGUUUGUUUGUUUGAGUUCCGUGACUUCUUUAUGCUGCGAGUAAAGUGAAGGUUACUUCCACAGCGCCAUGCGCGCUCUUCUCUUAAGCGUUAAGCCGCUGAGCAGAGCAGAACAGAACAGAACGGACGUGUGACUAACAUGAUCAAAUAGAUUCCGGAACGCCAAGUUGCCGAAAAGCAACAAUAUGACAAUCUGUCCAGUGCUGCAGGCACGUUUCAGACCCUCUCCCGCAGCGGCAGCAGCAGCCGCAUUAUUAUAAUUGUAAUCCAAUCAUUCAUGCCUCCCUCACUCCCUCCCUCCCUGGCUGGGAAUCUCGAGCUCAAUGAUCAUCAGCAUAACAAACGAGCCAAUCAAUCGAACAACCGCACAGCAGAUGAACAACAGCAAACGACUGAUUACGCACUGUCAUUUCCCCGCUCGCUCCAUUCGUAUCCUACCGAAGUCUUGGGGGUUGAGAUGCGGAGAAAGAAGGUCCCUCGCUCAAAACAAAAAGGCGCACCGGGUCGACAAGACAGCUCGUCUUUUGACGAAGUGCGUGAGACUCAGACAGAGACCGAGACAGGAGGGACAGGACGAAGCGAGAAAGCCCCGUGAUUUUUUACACCGGAAUUAGUCUCGUUCCAGAAGUGGCGGUCAACAGGAGCUGGCGUGUGUGUUGGACCUUGCACAGACGUACGUUCUGCAAGACGAGAUGCGAGCACCGCAGCGGUCACUUGCACAACUGGAGCAGGAGCAGGAGCAGUCAUGCGAGCGACGAGUCAUAGUCUUGAGCCAAUGCCAGUCCGAGACCGAGCUCCUCGACUGAAGUAACGCCUUCCAUGAAAUGGACGGGCUGCUGCUGCCGCUGCUGAGAAACCUGGCAGCCCCGCAUCUCGGAAUGUGCAGGCGGGUCAGACUCUUGUGAGAGGCCCGCGAGAAGAUUUGCUGCCGCCAGCGAAUCUCGCUCCUCUGGUUUAAACGUGUGGUUAGGUUAGGUCGCGCUUGUAUUCGUCGUAGUUGUAGGAUGAAGACGAUGAGGAGUGUGGGCUGUGUCUGACCAGACGCAGACCCCUGCACCAAGCCUGUUUGCCAAGCCAAGAAGUGGCACAGAGAGAAAGAGAGUAAGAGAGAGAGAGAAAGAAUUGUUGAUGGAAUCUUGGUCCAGGGGCUGAAUUAUUUUCCUAGUUCAUGAAUGAACGAAUGAAUGGCAUAACGUAAGUAUGAGCAGACCACAGCACAUCAAGUGAACUAGGUCACAUGUUACCGGAAGAUGCGAAGCGACUAAGCAAGCUCGCUCGAUCGCUGGCUUGGGUUCGUUCGGUUCCAGUUUUUCAGAGCGAGAGGGUGAAAGGCAACUACUUCGAUGGUGCUUGGGCCAAUACGACGCUCUGUUGAGUCUGAGUGAGGGUCAGGAUCGCUGGCUGACUGUCUGGCGUACUGACUAUGGGAAGAAGGACUGCUUUAUAGUUACCGUUUACGAGUGGAGAGAGAGAGAGGAGAAGCAUAGCAGCAGCACAUGACUGUGAGUCAUGAGUUAGAAGGAAACAAAACCUGAGCCAAAGUGGAAUGGCAGGACGAGUCCAGAUACUUUUCGGUCGUCGCUUUUGGUAACAUGUCAGUGACUGAGUGCAGAGUUGCAUUGAGCAUUACUUUUAUCUCUGCUGAGGGAGUAUUUGAUUGUUGUGGCAGAGAGACUCAUAAGAAGAAAGGAAGGGAGGAGAGCGAUGACUUGAUUGAUGAGUUCAGCGAGUCUAUCAGAGCAGCAACCCAAAGAUCUUAUCGUAACAUAAGAUGCUCCAGCUACACGAGAAGUGAUGGAAAUAAAUUACGAGACUGCCUGCCCCGCCCCUCCUUGAUCCAUACAGACACAAAUUACAGCAUAUUCUGUACAUCCUAGUACUGGACUGACUGACUGACUAGAAUCACAUGAUUCUCUUGCCAGCCUCACAGGCCCUCAUAGGGUCCCUGUUGAGCUGGACCCUUCUUUUGUGUAGCUGGAUGCUCGACGUUUUAUCUCCAGAUCUCGCGAUACACGCACACUUGACCGCAUAUAUAUUCCCCGCGGUAUCGUGUGUAAGACUCUACUCAUAUAUAUCUCCCAUGUUUUCCUUAGGCACUACUGACUUUCCACUUUGUAUAUUGCAGUGCCCACGCAUUCUCUAUUCUGAUGUUGUGAUGGUUUCCACAAGUCUAAUGGUCGGCAGCUGAAGUUGCUGAAGGUAGCUCGGCAAGGCGUUCCCUUGCUUUUUCUUAAGCUCGGCAAGGCGUACGCAACAGUCAUCAGAAUCAAUGGUUAAUUAUUUUACGGGCUUUGUCUAAACGAAUGAUGUCACUAUUCUUGGUAAACGCGUUUGCAGUUAAGAACUUCGCACGAGUGAUUUUGCAGCGGCAAUAGAUUACUAACUACCGUAGCAGCAUCAUCUUCGAUGACGCUGUGGCAAGUCUUACACCCCGGCUGUGCUUCACCACCCCAAAGAGGCAAUGAAGUUCUCUUUGUCCCGAGUGAGUGUUGAAGAUACAAAUCACAGAAGGUCCCGAGAGUAGGUUGUACUAUAAAGAAUAACCUGGCCUGACUGCGCAAUCCUUCUUCCCCCAGUGACCAUCCCCACGGUACUACUUUCUGGCAAGGAGUGUGUGGUUAGGCCCUUGGUUUAACAACCAUAGGCUGCAGCUAGUGUUGGCCGUGGAAGAGCAAAUGGAGCGAGCUGGGCGUUUCCUCAGGGCAAAUACGAACCUGCUGCGUCCUCCUCGUCCGGGAGACUCUGAUUGGCUGGCUGGCCCAGUCUAACCGGUUUUGCAUUAGUACUUGCGAACUUUGAUGAUUGUACAAAUAGAGAGGAGGUGCUUGGACAUUGAGACAAUGACCCUGAUGCCCAGGUGCCAGGUUGCCCGGAGUUGCAUGCAACGGUCUCAUGCUUCUGAAAGGGAAUAGCAGGCUAAUUUUCACCUUCUCGGGGUCCAAGAUUUGCAUCUUCCUCGGUACUUGCUCUCUCCCUUCACUUGAUGUGUACCUCCACCAGGUCUCUUGAGACCAGAGGGGGAGUGAAAUUUACUGCUAGCGUAAGGAGCUAGUAAUAAGAUGCCCCUCGACAAGAGCAUAUGCCACUUCCAGGUCUUCGUCGUCGGGGCAAAGCUGGACUGGUGAAGGUAUGAUCGUGGCUAACCGUAUACGUCGUUGUUACCGUAUGCAGUUUUUCCUGAGCCUGCAUACCGACUUCCCCUGCUGUCAUCGGUACCGGGGGACUGCCGAGUGUGGAAAUUGGAUUGAGUACUGCCAGCACGGCAAAGUCCCGGCUUUAAAAUUAUGCAAGUCAAUAUCCAGUCCAUGAAUACAUAAAAUAAUAAAGUGUAAGAGGCAUUGUCAUUGAUAGGCUACUGUUUCUGAGAGUCACAGUCCAGGCAAAGGUUGCAAGGGACUCUCCAGUUCUUUUGCAGUUGGAACUUGGACUUCGAGCUCGCUGGCUGUAGAGAUGCUUUGGAUAUCUGUCAGAAAGACUUUGCACAGUGCGAACUGGAAGUGGGUCUGACUACAAGCUUUUGACUCCAUACCAUUUCCUUCUUGCCCUAAGCAGCAGCAGUAGAUGCAGUAGUAGUUCGAAGCAAUCUGCAACGGACCCCAUAGCCUUCUCACACGCUGUCUGUGAAUCUGUGGGUCCAGUCCAGUCUCGCCUGGACCAGCGUAGGUGUAAGCUAGCAGCUUGCAAAUUGUGUCUGAUGAUGAGCACAGCAUAUACCACCCACUGGACAUACAAUUUGAGGAGGUAGAUGCUUGCCAUUUGACAGCCGGAGCAGCAGAAUUUUCACACAGUGACCAUGCGAUAUUGUGCAGUGCCGGGACGAGGAGGAGUAGUAGCACUAGUAUACUAGCUACCCUGAGCCUGAGGCAACCGCUGCAAGCCUCUCAGACAGACUCCAAAGAGCUUUAGCUUUCCCAUGGCACAUGCAGGCUCUUGUUAAAGAUAUACAAUCGUUGGAAAUUGUUGGCAGAUCUGAAGACGAAGAUCGGCAUCUAAGAACAACGCCUGUGCUCGAGCUGUGGGUCCAGCUGUUUCCUCAGAGAGAGAGAGAGAGAGAGUACAGGCGAAUCGUCACUGCAUUGACUCUAUGGAAGCUUGGCCCAGGACCUGAUAUGCAGGCAUAACUACAACUGUGCCUACUAACUGGUUCUCAGAUACGAGUCCUCAGAAUCCUCCCUCGCUGAGUACCCAGUUUCCUGUAGGCUAAGCACAGUGCUUUUCAUUCUUCUUUUGAUGAAUGCAUCAGACACUUCUCUGUCUGUCUGUCUUGUCUGUCUGUGCGACGAUGGGCUUUACGAGAAUUGGUGCUACAAUCACUAACUGGGCUGAUGCUAGGUGUGAUAUCAGACGCAGUCGAAGAGGAUACGGCGGUUUAAACUACUUUCCUACACUCUCCGUCUGACAUUGAAGAUAGUGUAGGUGUCUGGUAUAUUCCUCCAAGGACGAAACAGUUAAGUCAGUAACUACCACGAAGCAUCACCUUGUGGAACAUGCAUGUUAUUGUGUGAGUAGGUGACGACCUCGUUUUCAGUGUGAAUGCAAUCUUCGUAUGUGUAUUCACGAAUGAAUUCGAAAGCUAAUUAGUGAGCCGGGUGGAAUUUUUCCUCUUUCCUUUGGUUUGAUGUUCAGCAGCAAUGCCAAAUUCAUCAUCCUUC
Molecule: messenger RNA, 5081 nt
Organism: Marchantia polymorpha subsp. ruderalis
Lineage: Eukaryota; Viridiplantae; Streptophyta; Marchantiopsida; Marchantiales; Marchantiaceae
Source: the annotation of a GenBank genome assembly